This is a messenger RNA of Oncorhynchus keta (chum salmon), 1934 nucleotides long. Its product is annotated as cytosolic phospholipase A2 zeta-like. Gene Ontology annotation, molecular function: calcium-dependent phospholipid binding; calcium ion binding. Gene Ontology annotation, biological process: glycerophospholipid catabolic process. Lineage: Eukaryota; Metazoa; Chordata; Actinopteri; Salmoniformes; Salmonidae. Bases 127 to 1875 code for a protein of 582 amino acids. The record is from RefSeq and is a predicted model, not a curated record. The transcript is spliced from 14 exons. Gene Ontology annotation, cellular component: nucleoplasm; cytosol; nuclear envelope.
AGAUGACAGAGGACGGGACUAGAGUGUGGAGAUCAAGAGGAGAUCAACUGGAGGUGAAGAUUAAGACUGGACUAGUCUGCUGUACUGUACAUUUCUGGAUCUGUUUUAGUGGACUCAGAGAGAACAAUGUUGCAACAAACAGAUACUCCUGAGACUGUGCGUCUUUCUGACUCCAUUAAUGAUGAAGAGAUAAAAUACGUGACGGUGAGGAAGACUUUGAUUAAGGAGUGGCUGAACAGUCUGGAUAUCUACUGUGAACUAGAGGAUGUUCCUAACAUAGCAUUGCUGGGGUCAGGUGGAGGUGACAGGGCAGCAGUGAGCAUGCUGGGAUCUCUGCAUCAGCUAGAACAGGACAACCUGCUGGGCAGCCUCCUCUACAUGUGUGGAGUGUCAGGCACCACCUGGUGCAUGUCAUCCCUGUACAGCGAUCCAGAUUGGUCGCUGAAUAAGCGUUGUGAUGAGGUGAUAAAGAAGAUGACGGGUCCUACGAUGGACUUGAAGAAGGCUGUGGACUGGCUGAUAAUGCGGAAAGACAGCGACCAGGACUUCAGCCUCACUGACUUCUGGGGCGUCUUCACUGCCUGCUAUUUCAUGAAUGAGAUGGACACUCGCUGUCUCUCUGACGAUGCUCACAGGGACAGCAUCAACCCCUACCCCAUCUACAGCGCCAUAGAACUGGACUGCUACAGACAGGAUGACACUAAAGCGGUGUGGUUUGAGAUGACCCCCCACGAGAGCGGCUUCUCCGGAUUGGGCGCUUUCGUCCCCACUUCCUGUCUCGGGAGCCGGUUUAAAGGCGGGACUCUGAUAGAGAAGAGCAUGGAAAUGGACAUGGUUCUGCUUCAAGGUAUCUGUGGGAGUGCCAUUGCAGACACAAAAGGGAACAUUGCUGAGGUAGCAAACAAAAUCUGGGGCUUAUUUGAAGGGCACGAGAGCAUGAUGUUGAAAGAGAACAUGAAUAUGGUUGAGAGAAGCGGGAAGGUAAAGGUGUGUGAGUGUGUGCCCUCCCGAGUGGUGAGGUUUGUGUUUGAGCUGAUCAAGUACGCUGAGGACCCAGAUCCACUGAAGACAUGGAAAGUCAUCACCACACUGAGACAACUACUGGAAGGUCUUGUGAGCAGUAAGGGCGAGAUGCUGUGGAACAUGGACCCUGAGAGCUGGAAGAGAACCAGCCUGGUGGAGAGAAAGAAGUUCAUAGAGACAGUCAGUCUGGAGCUCAUCCUCUCCUCAGACAGCUGGGCAAAAGACUGGAAGGACCAGCGCUGCAACUGCAAUGAUUCAAUCUUUUGGAUUGUACUGAUCUUUUUCCAUCUGCUCAUUGAAUGGAAAUGGGGAACCACAUCCAACUUCCUCUUUGAGAUCAAAGAUGCUAGAGUUCCGGAGAGCAUGCGACUCAAAGAGAAGAUUCACCUGGUAGACGCUGCAUUAAAGAUCAACUCUCCCUACCCCCCUGUCCUGCGCACUUCCAGGAAGGUCGACCUCAUCAUCUCCUUGGACUUUAGCGAAGAAGACCCAUUUGAGACGGUGUUUAGUGCCAAACAGUAUGCGGAUGAGCUGAAGCUUCCCUUUCCCCCAGUGAAUGACGAUAUAAGGAAGGAGAAAGACCAUCCUCAGGACUGCUACGUUUUUGAGGGGCAACACACUCCCACCAUCAUGCACAUGCCCCUGUUCAACCUGCAGAACUGCCAUGACGAGGACGAGAUUAAGAAGGAGAGGGAGAAGUACAAAACAUUCCAGCUUCACUACGGUGCGCCGGAGAUCGACCACCUCCUGAAGAAGGCCCAGGCCAACAUGAGGAACAACAGAGACAGGAUCCUGGAACAGAUCAUUAUGGCCAUCCAACGCAGAAAGAAGCGCAUGUCAGUGGCUCAAUAGUUUUUAUCAGUGGUGGAAAGUAUCUGUACUUUACUAUUAAUACUUGACAACUUUUACUU